AUGACGACUAGCAUUCAGAAAAUGCAAACGAGCGAUCUUCUUCGUUCAUCAACAUCUCCACUUGUACGUGCACCUCAUUUAAUUGCUAACGAUUUACAAUCUCAAUUGAACAUGCUCUAUGCUCUGACUCAACAGCAAAUUUCAUCUUCAUCAUCUCCUUCAGACAUGACAAUGGAAUCACAAAUCAAACGUAUCAAAAAAACGAUGCCAAUGCCGAAUGAACCUCCUUCACAAGUGCCAAUGAGAUCAGCAACAGAUUCUCGAUCAAGUUCGACAAGCGAUCGUGAAAUUGUCAAAGUUGUUACGACAGCUGGACCACAAUCUGUAGAUAAAGAAUUUUUAACCCAACUAUUACUGCGAAAAGAUGUCAUACCAGCAAGAAAACGUCGCGAUUUCAUUCCCAAUGAUAUGAAAGAUGAUCACUAUUGGGAACGACGACGAAAGAACAACUUAGCUGCCAAACGUUCACGUGAAAAACGCCGCCUCAAUGAUAUUGUUCUAGAAACCAAAGUUGUGGAAUUAUCGAAUGAAAAUGAAACAUUGAAAGCCAAACUUCAUCUGAUGUUAUCACGAUUAAACAUGAAAGAGACAGAAAUGGAAAAUUUAUUCGAAGAGGAACAACGUCUUGGUCGUAUCUGUCUCAAGCCAGCUACAUCUGCAUCAGCUCUUCUUCCUAGCCGUCCAGGUACGAGCGACGACGAUGACUACUCGUCAUCACGAUCAACAAAGUCAAAAAAUAUUUCAUCGUCCGAAACACACGAUGAUGACGGCGAUGACAAAGAAGCAGCAACAACAGCAUCAACGACAACUUUGGAUGAUAAUGCAUCUCAUACACGUGUUCAACAUCCACUACUUUACAGUCAAUUACUAGGAAACAAUGCAGUCGAUUUAAGUCGAUCUGAAGUCAAAACCGGCAAUUUAUUGACAACAAUUCCGACCAAAAGUCCACCACCAUUGACUCCAUCUCCAUCACCACCAAAUGAGUCACUAUUACAAAUUCUUGCCAAUCAAAUUCUUAAAACCAAACAACCGGAAAAUGCUACAGCAUCACGUCUUUUGACAAUCGCUUCGCCAACAGAAUCCAAACCAAACAUUUCUUCAUUAAAACGAAAUCUCGAUCAAUUCCAACAAGAAGAUGAACAAAAACAAAAGUGGGAUGAAGCAGCAAUGACAUUACUCUCAUUAAACAAAGUCCCAUCUUCAUCUUCUGCUCAACCAUCAGUACCUGUCGAACCUCAAACAGCCGCACUUCAAUCUGUGUGCCAAUCAGUUAUCAAUGGUCUUUUACGAAAGCCAAAUCCUCCACGAGCAACCAUUGACUAUCACAGCAAUCAUCAACAAAAGAUGCAAGGUGAAAAUUUUCAUCAUCAUCAUCAUCACCACCAUCACCACCAACAACAACAAGACGACAUUCAUUCUCUGAGUCAAUUGAAAACCUUAAUGAAUUACUUUUCAACAUCAUCAAACAAUUCUCUUUCAAUGCCGCUAUUACAAUCAUCAUCUACAUGUGUUUCCGAACAAACCAAUACUCAUUCACAACAAACACAUGAGCUCCGAGGUGAUAUGAUGCCAUUGAAAUUACGCAUGAAAAUGUUGAAUGCUAAAAGUUAA
Adineta ricciae is the source of this 1611-nucleotide messenger RNA. Lineage: Eukaryota; Metazoa; Rotifera; Eurotatoria; Adinetida; Adinetidae. The record is from the annotation of a GenBank genome assembly.